Molecule: messenger RNA, 279 nt
Organism: Lactuca virosa
Lineage: Eukaryota; Viridiplantae; Streptophyta; Magnoliopsida; Asterales; Asteraceae
Source: the annotation of a GenBank genome assembly
AUGAAGCCCAUAAGAAUUGCAGAGAAAACUAUUCGUAAUCUGAAAGGAAUUUCCCAAAAUAUAGAAAAACUAAUCCAACAAAAUCAAAUCAGACAAACACCCCGCGUCUUCUUCAUCUUCUCUCUCCCACAAUCCAUAAACCCCCGUCUGUUCUUCACUGUUAUUACUUUUGCGCACAAUAUUGUCUCCACCGACAGAUUGAAACCCCAACCAGAUUUGACUUCUGAGAAUCCGAUUAAAUCAGGCGUUGGUUUGUAUUUGAACAUCUUGUGGGACUAA